Molecule: messenger RNA, 2297 nt
Organism: Brassica napus (rape)
Lineage: Eukaryota; Viridiplantae; Streptophyta; Magnoliopsida; Brassicales; Brassicaceae
Exons: 5
Coding region: 365-1921 (518 amino acids)
Biological process (GO): regulation of gene expression
Cellular component (GO): peroxisome
Source: RefSeq, a predicted model, not a curated record
UGUGUGCAACACCCUUGAUAUUUUCCUUUUUAUUUGAGAUCCAAAGGGCUAAAAAAAUGCCCUCUCUCAUCAGUUAUGAAUUAAGGAUAUUUUCUUAAAUAGAAAAGGAAAUCAGAGUUUUGAAACUAUUAUAAAUAUGGGUGCAAUGGAUUGUAAAUUAUUCAUUCACAUUAUCCAUAUACAAAUUCUAAACAGAUAUUUGUUUAUUUUAUUCAGAGUUUUGAAACAGCGUUUUGCAUUCUUAGGUUUUUUUUUCUAACUUUUUUUAAAAUUUAAUUCGACUUUGUUGUUCCUUCACAACAAACCCUAACUUAGCAAGAAAAAGUCUUCAAUUCUCAUACCCAUCUCUCCGUAGAACCGAACCAUGGGCGAAGACGAGACCAUCGAUUUUGAGUCGUUGAAGCAGACACUGGUGUUCUGGAACAUGGAUGAUUACCCAAUCCCUGUUGAUACUACAGAUGAUCUUGGUCCUGUUUUUGGUGAUAUCUCAAAAGCUCUUGAUCUAAUGGGUUUUCGUCUCGGUUUUAUGGACGUGAGAUUGUACUCUGAGCAACACAACUACGACAAAAAAUCGGCCGAUAUAAUCCGCCCAUCCUUACCCACAUGUCGGUCUUAUUCGGGUUGUGUUUACAAAGUGCCGGAUAUCACUUUGCAUAUGAUUCGUCACGCAUUAUACCUUGGACCAGGACCAGUGAAUUUUUUUGUAAUCGCAAAACCACAAAGGGAGUUACUCAGGGUUCUGCAGUGUUUGAAAUUGAGGCGUCACAAUGUUCUUCUAGUAAAGCCACCGCCGCCUGAUGAAGAAUGUCUCUUUAGUGUUGACUCUCUGCUUAAAUAUGCACGACUUUUAGGUGGAGGAAAGCCUAGAUACAACCCUUUACAAGGUUAUAUGGAUGAGUUUGAUAGCUCUCUAGAAAAGUAUAUAGAGAUCAAAGAAGAUGUCUCCAAGACGGUAGAUUUCUCCGAGCGUAUCCCAACCGUGAAAGGGCCUAGGACAGCCGUCUUCUGGGACGCCGUGGAUUGCCCUUUCCCUCCUUCUUCCACCCCUGAUGAGAUCUACCACUCUAUCUCAUCAGCUCUUGUUGAAAGGGAGUUUAGUGAUAACAUUACAAUCUGGGCCUAUCUUGAUGAUGAUGCCGACAAGAAAGGGUCUUGGCUGGGUGGUGACAAGACGUGGGCUUCCAGAAUCUACUUUCUUCCUGGAGGGGAUAACGCCUCUAGACGUAUCAGAAUGAUAAAUGACAUUAAUUUAUGGAUGAGGGACUCUCCCAAGAUGACCACGAGUUAUGAAGCUAGUUUGGUCCUAUUCUCAGACCAGUUCAAAGAUGACGACGUCUACUACAGAGAUAUGCUUCAACGAUUGGGUAACAUGCGUUACUAUGUUCUCUUAGUCACUCCCGCUCUGGACAUCAACAAACCAGAAACCCCUGAAUGGCCUGGAUUGCUUAUAGAUAGAGGCGCAUACUUUUUUGAUGAAGUAAAAAUCCAAAUCUAUCAAGGACCCGAUGCUGCGGCGGCCGAAGAAGAAACACCUCCGAUUGUGAGUGAGAUGGAUUACAGUCUUCUCUGCCCUUUUGGUGAUCAAACAAGCGACAGCUCUGAAGAUGAAGACAGUCCAUUCUGGCCACCUCGGACUGAUGACAUGCUAAUAGAUGCAGGACAAAGCUCUGCCGAACAAGAAUCACCCGUCUAUCGCUGGGAUCCUUUUACACUCAUGUACAAACUUGAAAGCCUAUUUCCCAAAGAAAAUGAAGCCGAUACCGAAGAAGAAGAGACACCUGACAAGCUUGCCACGCAUGGCACUUGUCGCAUGGAUCCUACAAGCUUUGAAUGGCCAGGAGGGCAAAUAGAUGGAGGAUCAGGCUGGGGAAGCUCUGAAGAACCGUGUCCCAAAAAGGAUAAGACUGAAGAAAACACCUGAGAAGCUUGCCAUGUAUCGCAAUUUUCUCUUGGAACCUAUGACUCUGGACAUGAGCAAACUAAAAACCCCUGAAUGGCAGGAUGGUGGCAAAUAGAUGGAGGAGUAUGUUCUGCGCUUUUGAUGAUAAAAACAUGUCAUGCUCUUGCUUAGAGCAGAAGAGAAACAAAAGAAGUUAGCAUGUCCUUGCUUAGGUCUUAGUCUCCUGGUUAUAUGUCAUGUCCCUGUAAUAAUGUGGUUUUAAGAGACAAUUCAUUUUCACCCUUAUGGUAAGAUGAAUUUUUUUUUUCAUUGUGGUUAAAGUGAUCGGAUGAUUGUUAUGGUAAUGUAGGAACCAAAUGAGUGUUCUUAGGUGAUACUAUACUUUAUCCUUGGGUCA